This is a messenger RNA of Porites evermanni, 417 nucleotides long. The record is from the annotation of a GenBank genome assembly. Lineage: Eukaryota; Metazoa; Cnidaria; Anthozoa; Scleractinia; Poritidae.
GAAGAGCACGAUGUCCUUCUCUACUGUGAAAUACUCAUCUGUCAGCCAUACAAAUUUAAAGAAAGAACAGUCGAAAGAGGCAAAACUUGGGAAGAAAUAUUGAAAUACCUUAAUACCUGUAAGACCGCCAAAUUCCGUGUAAACAAGCGAUCUGUAAGAGAGCGAUUCAAAUUAAUCAAGGAAAAGUUUAAGCGUAAAAUUCCACAGGAGAAAUAUUUGUUGGGGAUUGAAGUGGAACCCACAUUGGAGCUCAAACAAGCCCUAGAAGAGAUUUGCUCUUUGGAAGAAUCUUUCCCGGUUGAAGAGGAAGAAUCCAAGCAAGCCAAAGGAGAAGAAAACAAACAAAAAGUAGAAGAAAUUCGAAGAAAAAGCGAUGGAGAGCUAUGGUCAGACCAAAUCAACAAUUGCCGGGGAUGA